Mucor mucedo is the source of this 1032-nucleotide messenger RNA. Its product is annotated as regulator of chromosome condensation 1/beta-lactamase-inhibitor protein II. The transcript has a single exon. Gene Ontology annotation, biological process: ubiquitin-dependent protein catabolic process; protein ubiquitination. Gene Ontology annotation, molecular function: ubiquitin protein ligase activity. Bases 1 to 1032 code for a protein of 343 amino acids. NCBI's taxonomy places the organism in Eukaryota, Fungi, Mucoromycota, Mucoromycetes, Mucorales, Mucoraceae. The record is from RefSeq and is a predicted model, not a curated record.
AUGAUUAAGCUUUUCGGGUUUGGAUCAAAUGGAAAUGGGCAAUUGGGUAUUGGAAAUCUUGAAGAUGUUAGUGAGCCAACACCAUGCCAAGGCAUUCCGGAUAGCGAAACAGUUCGAAAAGUAACAGGAGGAGGAAACCACACAGCUCUUAUUACCGAUUCUGGUCAUUUAUACAUGUCUGGAUUCUCUCAAUUCGGGGAAGAACACAUGAAAUUACUUUCAACUCAACCAGAAGAAAAAAAUAAGGAAUGGAUGAUAUACCAACGGCGAUUUGACCACACAAAAUGGCAAGACGUGGCUUGCGGAUGGGCCUUUACGAUUUUGGUUUCUGAAUCAGGUAAACUCUAUGGAUUGGGCACUAGUAAAUGGAACGAGCUUGCAGGGAAAAGUAGCAAGGAACUCGUCGAAAUUGAUCAUGCACAACUUCAAGAUAUCGUGUCUGUUGCAUGUGGAUGGCGUCAUGUAGUCGCGUUAGAUAAAACUGGCCAAGUAUACGGCUGGGGAUGGGGUCGUCAUGGUCAGUUGAGGCCUGCUAUCGUUGCGUCCACAGAUAAGAAAGAUAUCCGAUCUAUACAAAAGAUAGACAUGCCUCAGCCUAUAGUUCAGAUUGCUUGCGGACAUGUGCAUACGCUUUUGAGAGGAAAAGAUGGAACGGUCUAUGGAUUCGGAUCCAAUAAAUACGGACAGCUAGGAGAUGUCACGUCAGAUGGCAUCAUUUUGACACAGUCUGUAUAUAUUGAUGCAGGGUGGCAUCAUAGUGCAUCGCUAGACGAAAAAGGAGAAUUAAGAUUAUGGGGGCGAAAUGAUCAUGGUCAACUUACACAACAGCCAAUGCAAAAUAUUAAAAGAGUAGCUUGUGGAUCCGAACAUACUCUUUCUAUCACUAACGAUAAAAAAGUGGCUGCCUGGGGUUGGAAUGAGCAUGGAAACUGUACCACGGAGAAGGAUUUUGUUGACACGCCUGUCAUAGUGAAGCAAUCAGAUAAAAUUAAUGUGAUUGGUGCUGGAUGUGCGACGUCCUGGUUCGGAUGA